Molecule: messenger RNA, 2149 nt
Organism: Xyrauchen texanus (razorback sucker)
Lineage: Eukaryota; Metazoa; Chordata; Actinopteri; Cypriniformes; Catostomidae
Gene: fnta
Product: farnesyltransferase, CAAX box, alpha
Exons: 9
Coding region: 147-1250 (367 amino acids)
Biological process (GO): protein geranylgeranylation; protein farnesylation
Cellular component (GO): protein farnesyltransferase complex; CAAX-protein geranylgeranyltransferase complex; cytoplasm
Molecular function (GO): protein farnesyltransferase activity; CAAX-protein geranylgeranyltransferase activity
Source: RefSeq, a predicted model, not a curated record
UACGAGUAACUCGCAUUGUGUAGUUGAUUGUUCCGCUGACUUUUAUUUUGAAAUAAGUCGAACCUGAUGUUUCUUGCUUCCCUCAUCUGUCAGCAUUAGCUUUUAUAGCCAUCUGCACAUUUUGCCAGUUUAGUGCAGUCUGUGAAAUGUCUUCUGUCGAAAUAAAUUCCGUGAUGGAGAAUCUGGAGGAGAGAAUUGGAGAGGAUAUGGGGAUGGAAUAUGAGGAGCCCAUUACAGGACGAUAUGUUUUCUACAAGGACCGGAACGAGUGGGCUGACCUUGAACCUGUUCCUCAAGAUGAUGGACCCAACCCUGUGGUGAAGAUUGCUUAUUCAGAGAAAUUCACAGACGUGUACAACAUGUUUCGAGCACUCUUGAAGAACGAUGAGAAGAGUGAGAGAGCAUUUGCACUGACUUCCGAAGCCAUCGAUCUCAAUGCUGCCAAUUAUACAGUAUGGCACUACAGGAGAGUUUUACUGCAGGCUCUAGAUAAAGACCUGAGAGAAGAGAUGAAGUAUAUAACAGCCAUCAUCGAAGAUCAGCCCAAGAACUAUCAAGUCUGGCAUCACAGGCGGAUGGUGGUGGAGUGGCUGAAAGACCCCUCAGAGGAGCUGGAGUUUGUAGUAGAGAUACUCAGUCAAGAUGCGAAGAACUACCAUGCGUGGCAGCACAGACAGUGGGUCAUACAGGAGUAUAAACUGUGGGAUGGAGAACUGGAGUAUGUGGAGGAACUGUUAGAGGAUGACGUGAGAAAUAACUCGGCCUGGAAUCAGAGACAUUUUGUCAUCAGUCACACCAGUGGAUACACCGAUCCUGCCAUUCUAGACAGAGAAGUGCAGUACACACUAAAACAGAUCAAGAAAGCACCCCACAAUGAGAGCGCUUGGAACUAUUUAAAAGGGAUUCUGCAGGAUGGGGGACUUUCCUCAUACCCUGGACUGUUGGAACAAUUGAUGGAGCUGCAGGACUCAUGCAGUUCUCCUUAUCUCACCGCCUUCCUGGUCGACCUCUAUGAAGAUGGUCUGGAGACCAAAAACCUGAGCUUUAACCAGCAAGACACACUCAACAAGGCUGUGGAGCUUUGUAGGUUGCUAGCCGAUGAGAAUGACACCAUAAGAAAGGAAUACUGGAAUUACGUGUCACGUUCUCUCCAGAAAACGUAUGGCUCUGGUGACUCUGCCCCCUCUUCUUCUUACCCGCCCCAAUCCUCCUUCGUGCAGCUCGAUGAUGAUGAUCCCAGUGACCACUGAGGAGAACCACAACCUGAAUACAUACUUCGAGUGAGCAAGAAGAUAUACUGAGAGCUGAGAGGGCUCUUUAUCUGUAUGACUGUAUUAGUAAAAGCUUUGUUGUAGUACUUGUAUGUCAAAGAACGGCGCAAAAUAGCCAUAUGCUUAAGCAUUCAGUUCUCUAUGAGUGUUUAAGUUAUGAAGAAUUAAAUAGAAUUGUACUGUGGGAGUUUGAUGGUAAAUCAUAACAGACAUCUUAUGUUCAGACUUAUCAUUAAUGUUUAUUGGGGUCUCACAAAAACACGUCCAGGUCACAUUUCACUUUAAUAAAAAGAUAAAUAUGAUUAUUAUUAAUAAUAAUAAUAAUAAAUGUAACUUCCAUUAAUGGUAUUAAAUAGGUGCUUCAUUUUAUUUAUGCUAAAUAUAAUUAAGUACCUAUUUAAACCCAUUCAAAUUUGCAUUGUGAUAUUAUUUUCAUGAGAAACUCAGGGGGGUUGGUCAUUUGAAUUCUCAUUGAUUGUCCUUAUUAGAUUUUCAUUAGUUUAAUACACAUUUUGUUUUUGUUUUUCACAUUACAGUGUGAAUAUAAUUUCUUAUUUCAUCAUUUUAGUUUUUGAGUGAAAUAUGACCUGUGCGUAGUCUUGUUAAGUUUCGUGAGAGUCAACCUUUUGGCUUCUUUUAAGUUGGAUGACAAAUUUUGGUUAACUAUCAAAGCAAUUUUAUUCUUGCCAAAGCAAAUGCUGGUCUGUAUUACCAACAUUUCUCAUAUUGUAACUGUAAAGGUUUUUUAUUUGAGUUUUUUGUAUGUUCAGAAUUAAUAAUGACUAAUGAUAAAGCUGAACGAUUUUCCAGAUUUGUUUUGUCUAACGUUUAUUGUUUGGCAGAGAUUACUAAAAUGAGGAUCUAGAAAUAUAUUUUUA